GGACUGUGCCGCACCGGGCUGUGUCGGGCCGCGCCGGGCUGUGCCGGAGCUGGAACUGGUACCGGUGUCCGUUCCGCGGCCGCGCCCGCCGCUGCUGGGGGAGGCGGCGCCCGCGCCGCGCCCCCGCGCCCCGCCCGCCCCCGGCAGCAGCGGCAGCGGCAGCUUCAGCACCUCCGUCAGCUCCUCCAGCAGCUCUAGCAGCAGCACCAUGGACCUCUCCUUCAUGGCUGCGCAGCUUCCUGUUAUGGGAGGAGCCUUUAUGGACUCACCCAACGAGGACUUUAGUACAGAUUACUCCUUGUUUAACUCAUCAGCCAACGUCCAUGCAGCUUCUUCCAUGCAGAAUCCACCAGAAGAGACAUCCCGGUCCUCAAAUGAUGCCAUAUUGUUAUGGAUUGCAAUAAUAGCAACGAUUGGAAAUAUUGUGGUUGUGGGAGUGGUGUAUGCCUUCACCUUCUAGGAUGACUGUCACUCCCCACCCUGGAAGAGAGAAUAACUACAACAGUAUUUGUCUUGUGUAUGUACGUGUGUGUAUAUAUAUAUAUGUAUAUCUAUAUAAAUACAUAUUGAUAGGGACUUUAUUUAUUGAUUAAGUGCUGGCACAAUCAUGGAAAUUGAAUGCAAGUUCAUCAUCUUGAAUCUCGAUGGCAGAAAGCUUGCAUGCAAUUGCAAAUCGUAUGGAGAUGAGAGCUUUAAAUGAGAACAGAGCCAAUACCAGUUUUGUAUAGAAAUGUGAUAGCGGCCAAUGUGGGUAAGGUAAACACAAAGAGAAACUGAGACUUACACAGAAAGUGCUUAUUUUCUACUGGUUAGAUUUUCCUAGCAGCUGUUCUGUAUUUUGUCAGCUUUCUUGUGCAUUUUUUUACUGUGGUAUAACAUUGUAUGAAAUUGUGCUAUGUCAUGUUUGCUGGUUAUCUUAGUUUUCCAGAUGGACUAAAUGAUUGGCAUUGGCUCAGUUCCAAUGAAGUACGAGUUCUUUGUGCGUGACUCUUCGGCACAUGCAUACACUGCUAGGCUGUGUUCAGAAUAAUGAGUCUUAAAGCUGUGAAAGGCAGGUGCAUGCUCUCUAGUACUUGCCUUCCAAUCUCAAUCACUGUAUCUAUGAUUUGAUGCUAAAUUUGCCUGCUGUUUGCAGGAGGAGGCACAUUUAUUGCAAGGUGUGGCUGGUCUGCAGACCCUCUGCACUUCAGAGGAGGAGGUGUUAAACAGAGCAGCAGCACAGUCUCUCAUUUUGGUCUAGAGUUACUUGAUUGUGGUGGUCUGUAAAUGUCUCCCAUCCCGGAAGCAAAAGCCAAGUACCAUGCUUUUCAGCUGAUUUCACUGUAAUCAAGAUUUCCACGGCAGCCAUAUACUUUCAUAAUCUUAUUGGUGUAUCAAAAGACUAUAGGGAAACUGUGAAGGCUCAUUAACAGUGAAUUAUGUUUAUGAGAAAACUAGAGUUCAAAGAAAGAUUUGAUGCUUCUGUGCUCACAAGAGAGUGAGUGCAAAAGUCAGGUAUGUUGUAGGGUAGAAACA
This is a messenger RNA of Dryobates pubescens (Downy woodpecker), 1515 nucleotides long. RefSeq names its product chromosome 5 C14orf132 homolog (gene C5H14orf132). The coding region runs from base 209 to 460 and encodes 83 amino acids. NCBI's taxonomy places the organism in Eukaryota, Metazoa, Chordata, Aves, Piciformes, Picidae. The transcript is spliced from 2 exons. The record is from RefSeq and is a predicted model, not a curated record.